AUGGUCCUCGAUUGGUGCGCUGCGAACGGGGUGACCCACGUGAAUGUGUACGGAGACUCAUUGCUGGUCGUGAGCCAAGUGAAUGGUCGCUGGAAGCUCAUCGAGGAGUCGCGUGUAGAGUACAGCGACUUCGACGACCGCUUCGAGCACGGGAUGGCUCUGACUACCAAGGAGGUGGAGACGCUCACGAGCGCGUGGUGCGUGCUGAUACAGCGCUGUCAAGAAGUCGUCAAGACGGUGGAUCGGCGUUUGGACGGGGUGGAAGAGGCCGUGGUGGCCAUCUUAGAUCCGCUUCCGGCCGACGAUCUCCUCACCACGGCGCUCGUGCCGGACGCCCAGGAAUUCGAGCCCGAGCUGAAGGACUUGUUGAGCGUGCAGUCUUCGAACGUGUUGCUGAGACACAGGAUCGAAUCCUGCAACGACGGGCUUAUACGGCGCUUGUCGAGACUCCAGGCCUGCGCCGGACUGGGAUCGAAGCAUCUAUCGCGAUUCUGUCCGUGGUCUCACCGCUCGACGUACGAAGGAGCCGUCUUGGACGUCACGGACCUCAUGCUUCGAUUGUCGGCGUCGUACGGUCUCCAGCUGAGGCUGAACGGGCGGCUGCGAGAGGCGCUCUGCUCUCUCAGCGAGAACAUCGGUGGCGUGCUGACCGCCCUGGAGUUGGCGGCCUUCGAGAAGGGCGACGUCGCCUCCGUACUGAAGAGACGGCACGCCAUAGUCUGCAUCUUGGACUGCAGGGCCUACAUCGCUCAGGUGUUGGACGUCUUGGCAGAGUCCUUCAACAAGCUCAUCUCCCCCGUCUGA
Molecule: messenger RNA, 804 nt
Organism: Klebsormidium nitens
Lineage: Eukaryota; Viridiplantae; Streptophyta; Klebsormidiophyceae; Klebsormidiales; Klebsormidiaceae
Source: the annotation of a GenBank genome assembly